Messenger RNA from Equus quagga, 4300 nucleotides. RefSeq names its product solute carrier family 7 member 8 (gene SLC7A8). Gene Ontology annotation, cellular component: membrane. The transcript has 11 exons. Gene Ontology annotation, molecular function: neutral L-amino acid transmembrane transporter activity; L-amino acid transmembrane transporter activity. The coding region runs from base 753 to 2360 and encodes 535 amino acids. Gene Ontology annotation, biological process: neutral amino acid transport; amino acid transmembrane transport. Lineage: Eukaryota; Metazoa; Chordata; Mammalia; Perissodactyla; Equidae. The record is from RefSeq and is a predicted model, not a curated record.
CGUUCGUAUCUGCCCGAGCCACUCUCCGUAACCAAGAGAGAUGGGGCAGCCUGUGCCGUGAGGACCGAGACUGGAAGAAGAAAACCAAGGACAAGAAGACAAGCGAGACAGAAGAGGACAUCUCGAGAAAGCGGAAGGCAGGAGACCGGGAGGGAAAAAGAAACCCACAGCAGGUGCAAACAAGAUCUAGAGCAAACCGGUCGGGUCCACAAUUGUUUUCCUGGAAGAGAAGAAAGUACUGGAGGAUUACCCUUUUUUCUCUUCAGUUAAUGAAAACUAUUUUUAUUUUCAUCAUAAAAGAAAACGCUAAGGGGAGGUAAAGACAAUCUCUGUUUUCUUAGGGGGAGACCUGAGGGAAAUCCAGACUCUCUGCAGCGUCUGAAUUAAGCCGUUGCCUGGUACACAUUGCAGGACCAUCCUGGUUUCUGAAGAUCUACAUCCCUUUCAUGAGAAUUCCAGCCGGAGGAGCUGGUACAGUUCUAUUUUUAUAUUUAAAUAUCUAUGUCCUUUUCCCCCCUUUUGACAACACUUUCCUUGCUUGUAAGCACGAAUGACAAGAAAGUGUCAACACGGAGUAGAAAUAUAUUCAGUUUUCUCUUUUAACUGCCUGGGUCUUUUUUAAGAGGGUAGGAGUGGUCCUUAUUUCAGGAAAGGACGUUUCAAUUUGAAAGGCACUCUCUCUAAAUAUAUUUACACCCACACGCAUUUAGAAAGAGAGAUACCUUUCGGAGGUUGAAAUCCUACUGAGAAAGAUGGAAAAAGGAGCCAGGCACCGAAACAACACUGAAAAGAACCACCCAGGUGGGAGCCAGUCGGACGCCAGCCCCGAGACUGGUUCCGGAGGGGGUGGAGUAGCCCUGAAGAAGGAGAUUGGAUUGGUCAGUGCUUGUGGUAUCAUUGUAGGGAACAUCAUUGGCUCUGGAAUCUUCGUCUCGCCGAAGGGUGUGCUGGAGAAUGCCGGCUCUGUGGGCCUUGCUCUCAUCGUCUGGAUCGUGACGGGUCUCAUCACAGCUGUGGGAGCCUUGUGCUAUGCUGAGCUCGGGGUCACCAUCCCCAAAUCUGGAGGUGACUACUCCUACGUCAAGGACAUCUUUGGAGGACUGGCUGGGUUCCUGAGGCUAUGGAUUGCUGUGCUGGUGAUCUACCCCACCAACCAGGCGGUCAUCGCCCUCACCUUCUCCAACUACGUGCUCCAGCCGCUCUUCCCAACCUGCUUCCCCCCAGACUCUGGCCUUCGGCUCCUGGCUGCCAUCUGCUUAUUGCUCCUCACAUGGGUCAACUGUUCCAGUGUGCGGUGGGCCACCCGAGUUCAAGACGUUUUCACAGCUGGGAAGCUCCUGGCCCUGGCCCUGAUCAUCAUCAUGGGGGUUGUACAGAUCUGCAAAGGAGAAUACUUCUGGCUGGAGCCAAAGAAUGCAUUUGAGAAUUUCCAGGAACCCGACAUAGGCCUCAUCGCACUGGCUUUCCUUCAGGGCUCCUUCGCCUACGGAGGCUGGAACUUUCUUAAUUACGUGACUGAGGAACUUGUUGAUCCCUACAAGAACCUUCCCAGAGCCAUCUUCAUCUCCAUCCCACUGGUCACAUUUGUGUAUGUCUUUGCCAAUAUCGCUUAUGUCACCGCAAUGUCCCCCCAGGAGCUGCUGGCCUCAAACGCAGUCGCUGUGACUUUCGGAGAGAAGCUCCUAGGGGUCAUGGCCUGGAUCAUGCCCAUUUCCGUUGCCCUGUCCACAUUUGGUGGAGUCAACGGGUCUCUUUUCACCUCCUCCCGGCUGUUCUUUGCUGGAGCCAGGGAGGGCCACCUCCCCAGCGUGUUGGCCAUGAUCCACGUGAAGCGUUGCACCCCAAUCCCAGCCUUGCUCUUCACAUGCAUCUCCACCCUGCUGAUGCUGGUCACCAGCGACAUGUACACACUCAUCAACUACGUGGGCUUCAUCAACUACCUCUUCUACGGGGUCACAGUUGCUGGACAGAUAGUUCUUCGCUGGAAGAAGCCCAACAUGCCCCGUCCCAUCAAGAUCAACCUACUGUUCCCCAUCAUCUACUUGCUGUUCUGGGCCUUCCUGCUGGUCUUCAGCCUGUGGUCGGAGCCCGUGGUGUGUGGCAUUGGCCUGGCCAUCAUGCUGACAGGAGUGCCAGUCUAUUUCCUGGGUGUUUACUGGCAACACAAGCCCAAGUGUUUCAAUGACUUCAUUGAGUUGCUAACCCUGGUGAGCCAGAAGCUGUGUGUGGUUGUGUACCCCGAGGCGGAGGGGACCUCGGGGACAAAGGAGAUAAAUGAGGAUGUGGAGGAGCAGCGGCAGCCCAUCUACCAAGACACUCUCUCUAAGGACAAGGACUCAGUGGAGCAGCCCCAGCCCUGAGGACCACCAAGCCCUCUCAGCUGCCUCCUCCUUCCUUCAUCCCCCUUUCUGCCCUCUUUCCCUGCCUGUGUCCUCCCUACACACACACACACACACACACACACACACACACCCCCUCUGCUUCUGUCAAGCAGGGGCAGGACCUGGGUGUGAGUGGUGAGAAACUAUAAACGAAGACACUGACAUUUGUACCCAAAGAACCAGCCUCUCGCCCCCAGGGCCUGUGUCCAAAGGGCUGCCCAUGCUGGAGCUUUAGAGGAGAGUGGAGCUGCAGGGGCGCCCCCUACAGGCCCUCCCCUAGGCCCACACCUUCAGUUGCCUCCUUUGGAACCUGAGUGCAGUACUGCCUUCCCUCCCCAAUCCUGAGCCCAAGGGAGCCUCAGCUCCAAGAGGAAUGGCAGCAACAGUGAGUCGGUUAUGGAGGGACGGAGGGACGGACUUGAGCAAAUCUGUCACCAUUAUAGGUCAGCUAGAGAGACCCAAAUCCCCCUCCCUUCCCUAGAGGCCCAAGAAAUUAGAAGCGAUACUUCCCUCUGCAUCUUCCCCACCCCACCCCGCCAUACCUCCACCCACCCCAGCCUGGGCUGCCUGUUCAGAGUAAGGUUCCUGUCAGGAGGUCACCCUCCAGUGAGCCAAGGACCAACAGCAGGGGAACUGCCCUCUCUGCUACCCCCAAGCCAGGCCUGUGGAAGAUCCCAUCCAUGGGGAAAGGCUCAGAUUGCAGAAACCCAGCCCUGCCCCUGCCUCCUGCAUCCUGCCCCCAACUCGGUGCCAAAGCUUUCUGAAGCCAGCUUCUUAUUUUCUAUGUAGUGGACAUUUCUCUCCUAAUGACAAAGCAGCUCAGCUCCCCCUCCCUCCACACCCCCAUGGGAAGGAGCCGGUCCCCCUGUCCUCUCUGCAGCUAAGCCCUCCCACCCCACGCAGCAGCACUGCCGCCAGCCCCCUCCCGCCCUUUAUUACCUCCUCUCUGGACCUUAGCUCUGGACCCACCACCCUGUGUGAAGGCUCCCCAGCCCUUCAGGCCUGAAACUGGAGCCAAAUCCGCCUUAAGUCGCCUCCCAUCCAAGAACUGGACCUAAAAAUACUCCCUUAUUUCUAACCCUCAGGACCUUCCUGGGAGGGAGCUUUCCCGCCUCCCCGAGGUGCCCAUCCCGUAACCUCAGACUGUUUGGGGAGAAAGUGUAUUCUGAAGGCCAGUUCCUCCCCACCACCACCACCUGCUCAGAUAACCCCUUCCUCCUUCUGGCCCCACCACUGUCCUGUCUUCAGAUAGCCUCCAGGGCAGGAGCAGAAGGCACCCACUUUGGGAGUUCUUGGUCGUUCUCCAUGUGGACACCUCACCCUCCUGCAGGCACAGGCCGCCUUUCCCUGUGCUCCAAAGGAGGGUGCCACAGUUUGCCCUAGGCCUUGCAGCACACCCGCCCCCGUCCCCCCAUCCCCCCAGCCACACCUGCUGUGCUAUGGACUAAGAUCCUUUUAUCCCAAAGCUAUCAUCCUGUCUGCUUAAACCGGAAUACCAGGGAGCCCUCCUGGCCUGCUCAGGCCUCCCAGCUUCCCGCCCCAAUGCUGACCCCGCGCGCUGGUGAGAUGCCAGGUCUGGUCCAUGUUAAGGUCCCUUCAGAGUGGACUCCAGGCAGGCUGGGGCUGGCCCCUGGAGGGUCAGGGGACCAUCCUCUUGUUCCCUCAUCUCAUUCCUCCAACUUCCUCCCUUCCUUCCAUUAUUGUUUUUUUGUAAAGUGAAUGCCUUACUUUUUGGAUAAAUAUUUUUGAAGCUGGCAUUUCUAUUUCUUUUGGAUUUUUUAAUGUAAGUUUGUUUUGCGGCGGGGGGGGGGUUCUACAUGGAUAAUAAUCUGUCUUUGAGUUGGUUUCAGUUUUAGAGGGAUUUUUUGGUUUGUUUUUUGGAGGGUUUUUGUUUUUUUCUUUUAAUGUAAUAAAAUUUA